Suncus etruscus (white-toothed pygmy shrew) is the source of this 3234-nucleotide messenger RNA. It is a transcript of the gene STYXL2, whose product is annotated as serine/threonine/tyrosine interacting like 2. Gene Ontology annotation, cellular component: cytoplasm. Gene Ontology annotation, molecular function: protein tyrosine/serine/threonine phosphatase activity; MAP kinase phosphatase activity. Gene Ontology annotation, biological process: protein dephosphorylation; negative regulation of MAPK cascade. Lineage: Eukaryota; Metazoa; Chordata; Mammalia; Eulipotyphla; Soricidae. The transcript is spliced from 5 exons. The record is from RefSeq and is a predicted model, not a curated record. The coding region runs from base 1 to 3234 and encodes 1077 amino acids.
AUGGCAACUGGUGGGUCCCGAGAAGAGGAGCAGGUAGUCCCUCAUGAGGAGGACAACGGUGUGAGGGCGGUGCAGGCUCGGUACCUGCGGAGCCCGUCCCCCAGCCGGUACUCAGUGGUCUCUGAUGCAGAUACCGAGAGCAUUUUUAUGGAGCCCAUCCAUCUCUCCUCAGCCGUGGCUGCCAAACAGAUCAUCCAGGAAGAGCUGCCUACGAGGGUGCCUGGGGCCGAGACCGAGUGGCCAGGGCUGCUGGAGUCGGCUGAGCAGCUCCUGGUGGAAGAUCUGUACAACCGCAUGCGCCAGAAGCUAGAUGCACGCGGCCCGCAUCACACACCCUGUGUCCUGGACCUGCAGCGUGCGCUCACGCAUGACCGGUGCCAGGCACCCCGCAAUGAGGUGGACGAGGUGUGGCCUGGUGUCUUCAUUGCUGAGAAGAGCGUGGCUGUGAACAAGGGGCGACUGAAGAGGCUGGGAAUCACCCACAUCUUGAAUGCCGCACAUGGCACUGGCGUGUACACGGGCCCCGAGUUCUACACGGGCCUGGAGGUGCAGUACUUGGGGCUGGAGCUGGAUGACUUCCCCGAAGUGGACAUUGCCCAGCACUUCCGGAAGGCCGCAGAGUUCCUCGACGACGCGCUGCUGACCUACAAGGGGAAGGUGCUGGUGAGCAGUGAGAUGGGCGUGAGCCGCUCAGCAGUGCUGGUUGCUGCCUACCUUAUGAUCUUCCAUGGCCUGUCGGUCCUGGACGCGCUGCUGACCAUGCGCAGGCGGCGGCCCGUGCUCCCCAAUGACGGCUUCUUGCACCAGCUGCGCCAGCUCCAAGAGCAACUGCUGGACGAGCGCGAUGAGGAGGACUCGGGGAGCACAGCAGGCACCGGUGUGCGGGUACUCACGGUGCAGGAGGUGGACGAUGCGGGCAGUCAGCUAAGUGGCCUGUCCCGUGCCACCCGGGCCCUCGGGGGUGACGAGGAGGAAGAGGAGGAGGGCUGGGCACAGGGCAGGAACCCCCAGCAGGAACCCUCCACUGAGCCCCAGGAUUGGGAGAAAGUGGAGGAGGAGGAGGAGGUCAGGGAGGAUGGAGUGGAGCAUAUCAUCCGUGAGUGGCAGAGUCGCAAUGAGCGGUACCAGGCCCAGGGGCGCCACAGGUGGGGCCGGGAGGAGGAACAGGAGGAGGAGGAGGAAGAGGAGGUGCUGGAAGGCUCCAAAGGCUCCACAUUGAGGACCCGCCGCCGCCGCCGCCUCACUCUGCGUGAGCAGAGCAGCACCGAGAGUACCAAUAGCCACGAGCUUGGGGUGCAAAUGCAGCGGCUGGAGACAAGCAAGUCCCAGCCCAGAUGGAGGCCCCGAUGUGACUCGGAGUCCUUGAGCAGCACCUGGGACUCCUGGAACCAGCAGGAGGAGACGGCCUGGGAGGCUGGGAGCCGUGUGGGGUCAGGCAGCGAGGACAGGGCCAGUAUGUGCUCCGAGCCCAGCUCGCUGAGCAGCUUCUGCAGCAGGAAUAGGGACAAGCUGACACCUCUGGAGAGGUGGAAGAUCAAAAGGAUCCAGUUUGGCUUCCACAAGAAGGAUGCGGAGGCCGGUGAGGGUGAGGGUGAAGGUGAGGUGGAUGUGGCGCGGGCCCAGGCACCCAGUCCCAGCACCCUGUCGGCCUAUCAGGCCUGGAAGCUGAAGCAGCAGAAGAAAGUAGGUGGCGAGAGGCCGGCCGAGGUGGCAGAGCUGGGCCAGGCUGAGGAUGUGGCCUCGGCCAAGAAGAGGCAGCGGCGGCUGGAGCUGCUGGAGAGGAGCCGGCAGAACCUGGAAGAGAGCCAGUCCCUGGGCAGUGGUCAAGGGGUCAGCCUGGGGCCCGGGGGUACCCUCCCCCUGUCUGCCUUCCGCACUGCCACCACCAAUGACGGGGACACGGUGUCUGUUCUCAGCUCCCAGAGCUGCAGCAGUGGUGGUGACAGAGGAACACCACUACCCAGCCUGCAGGUGGGGCCUGGGGACACCGUCUCCCUCGCCAGCAUCCAGAGCUGGAUUGCCAGUGUGGUGAGCGAGACGCUGGCCCAGAAGCAGAAUGAGUGGCUCCUAGGCUCCCGGCCUGGCUCGCAGGCUGGAGAGGAUGCCCAGUCGGUGCUCAGUGGCUCCUCCCUGGCCAGCUGCCCCCGGCCCCCCUGCCCAGGCCGACCCCAAUGGGACACAGGCUCCGUGCUGUCCUCUGUCUCCACGGACACAGCCUCGGCCAGCUCCAAGGCCCAGGGCCAGCCCACCAGCAAGCCCUUCUACAGCCUCUUUGCUGAUGAUGUGGACCUUCGGGCACUGGGCCGCAAGGAGCAGGAGCAGCAGGAAGAGCUGAGGGAGAAAAUGUCCAAAUAUGAGCUGGAGAAAGUGGCUUCAGGCUGCAAACGCAGCUCCCUGUUCAAGAAAAAGAAGAAGGCACAGGAUGCGGCAGAUGCGGGGGACGCCGGGGACAGUGGGGACGGGGACACUGACAGUGCCAUAGGGAGCUUCCCACGAUCCUCCAGCAGCUCUUCCCAAAGAGAAAUGGGGACAAGUGUGAACCAGUGGCUCAGGGACCUGGGCACCAAGAGCAAGUCAUCGCUUCCACUGCCACCAUUCAGUGAUUUUUCGGGAAGCUCCCAAGGCAAGUCCAGCAGGUCAUCGCUGUUCCGGGAGACACAGUCCACAUCGUCCAAUUAUAAGUUCUCCCAGUCCCAGGCUGAGGAUACCGACAGAUCCAGCUACUGUGAGGCUGACGGUCGCUCCGUCAGGACCACCUGCCGGCGGGAGGCCACAUCCAGGUCCGAAGGAGCUCAGAGCCACACUUUCUCCAAGUGGGUGCUCAGCGAGGCGGCCAGCUCCCGUGAGAGCAGCCCCGAACCCUACUUCUUCCACCAGACCCCUGAAGCCUCGGAAGGGGAGGAGUCCCCAGAGCUAAGGUCUGGACAGCCCAUCUGGGCCAGCGCCAGUGAGGAGUUCUCCCAGGAGCAUUCAGCAAAGUUUGGGGCCCGGAGAAGUUUCACCCAGAGUUUUGCACGGGCUGGGGAGGAGGAAGAGAGCAAGCGGUGGGAACAGAGCGAGGACCAGAGAUUUGCGUCCAGGAGGCAUCACCAGCGGCGGCAGAGUACCAGGAGGGAGGAAGAAAAAGAGGAGGAACAGGAGGAGGAGGAAACCGAUGAUGAAGCCAUCAUCGCAGCCUGGAGGCGGAAGCAGGAAGAAACCUGGACACGGCUACAGAGGAGGAGGAAGGAUUAG